Mauremys mutica (yellowpond turtle) is the source of this 939-nucleotide messenger RNA. RefSeq names its product putative olfactory receptor 52P1. The transcript has a single exon. The coding region runs from base 1 to 939 and encodes 312 amino acids. Gene Ontology annotation, molecular function: olfactory receptor activity; G protein-coupled receptor activity. Gene Ontology annotation, biological process: G protein-coupled receptor signaling pathway. Gene Ontology annotation, cellular component: membrane. NCBI's taxonomy places the organism in Eukaryota, Metazoa, Chordata, Testudines, Geoemydidae. The record is from RefSeq and is a predicted model, not a curated record.
AUGGCAGUUUUCAACCUCACCUCUUCUGAGACUUCAACAUUCAUCCUAACAGGUAUCCCUGGCCUGGAAGCUUCCCAUGUCUGGAUUGCCAUCCCUUUCUCCAUGUUCUACAUUAUCGGCCUGUUGGGAAAUUUCACUAUUCUGUUUGUUGUAGGCAGAGAGCAGACCCUGCAUAAGCCAAUGUACCUGCUGCUUUGCAUUCUGGCAUUCAUAGAAAUCAGCACAACUACCUCCAUCAUGCCAAAGGCACUGUGUAUUUUUUGGUUUAAUUUGAAAGGCAUUACUGUGGGUGGCUGCCUCACCCAGAUGUUCUUCCUUUAUGCUGGUACUAUGAUGCACUCAGCCGUCCUUGUGACAAUGGCCUUCGAUCGCUACAUUGCCAUAUGUAACCCUCUGAGAUACACCACCAUCCUCACCAACGCACGAAUAGCUAAGCUAGGGCUAGUGGGUUUGAUAAGACCUGUUCUCUUUGUUCUCCCCAUGCCCCUGCUCCUGAGCAGGCAGCCGUUCUGUGCCAACAACGUUAUCCCCCAUAUGUACUGUGACCACAUGGCUGUGGCAAAGAUGUCGUGUGGGGACAUCACAGUCAGCAGAACAUAUGGCUUGGUGGCAGCAUUUGUAGUCAUCGGGUUAGACCUGAUUCUCAUUGCCCUGUCCUACGCUCUGAUCAUCAGGGCUGUCCUCAGAAUCUCCUCCAAGACAGCCCACCAGAAAGCCCUCAACACCUGCACAGCCCACCUCAUUGUGAUGCUGAUUUCUUAUCCUCCCUUCUUCUUUUCCACUCUGACAUAUCGGUUCGGUCAGAACAUCGCUCCACACAUUCACAUAAUCUUGGCCAACAUCUAUCUCACUGUUCCCCCCAUGGUCAACCCUAUCAUUUAUGGGGUAAAAACCAAAGACCUUCGUGAGAAAGUGGGCAAAUACACCUGCAGAAGGUAA